Molecule: messenger RNA, 1605 nt
Organism: Gossypium arboreum
Lineage: Eukaryota; Viridiplantae; Streptophyta; Magnoliopsida; Malvales; Malvaceae
Product: glycine-rich cell wall structural protein-like
Exons: 2
Coding region: 1-1605 (534 amino acids)
Source: RefSeq, a predicted model, not a curated record
AUGAAUGGUCUUGCAAUUGCUGAUAAUCAUGAUGUUAAUGAAAAUGACAAUCAUCCGCAUGUUUUCGAAGAAAGGCUAAAAGCUAAAGGAAAUAGGAGGUCUCUAACACUUUUACCUAUAAUAAUUGGUGCACAUGCUUUACAUCGACAUGCGAAGGCCUCUAGUGGUGCUGGUAAAGAUUGGCAUAGUGGUGGAGGAGAAAAAGCAGGAGUAGGAGGUGGAUUUCAGAGUGGCGGUGGUGGUGGUAUGGCUGCUGGGGGUGGUUUUAAUUUUGGGUUUAGAGGUGGAAUAAGAGCAGGAUUUGGGGGAAACAGGGGUGGAAGUGGUGGCACGAAUGUUGGUGGAGGGGCAGGAGGCCAUGUCGAAGGUGUUGGUAGUGAUGCAACUAGUACAAGUGGUAGUCUUGGUGGAGCAAGGAGUAGUGAUGGAAAAGCUAGUGAUACUAGUAAGAGUGAGGCUAAAGCUGGUUUUGAAGGUAAAAUAGGUGCAAACACAGGAGUAGGGGGCGGAUUUCAGGGUAAUGAAAACAUUGCUGGCGUAAGAGGAGGAGGAGAAGGAGGAGGAAAAGGAAGAGGAGAAGAAGGUGGUGGUGGUGGUGGCGGUGAUGGUAGAGGUGGUGGAGGAGCAAGUGCAAGUGGCGGUGGUGGUAUGGCUGCUAAAGGUAUAGUAGGAGGACAAGGAGAGGUUGGUGGAAAUAGUGGUGGAAGUGGUAGCACUAGUGUUGCUGGUAAGGUAGGAGGGCAAGGUGGAGGUGUUGGCAGUGGUAGUAUUGACACAAGUGGUACUCAUAGCAGUGAAAAAGAUAAUGAUGGAAAAACUAGUGCUACUAGUAAGGAUGAAGUUAAAGUAGGAGGGCAAGGAGGUGGUGGUAGCGGUGGUGUAGCUGGUGGGGGUGGUUUUAAGUUUGGGUUUAGAGGCGGAAUGAGAGCAGGCUUUGGUGGAAAUAGUGGUGGAAGUGGUGGCACUAAUGUUGGUGGAGGGGCUGCAAGCCAUGCCGAAGGUGUUGGUAGUGGUGCAACUAGUACAAGUGGUAGUAUUAGCGGAGCAAAGAGUAGUGAUGACAAAGCUAGUGAUACUAGUAAGAGUGAGGCCAAAACAGGUUUUGAAGGUAAAGUAGGAGGACAAGGAGAGGUGGGUGGAAAGAGUGGUGGAAGUGGUAGCACUAGUGUUGCUGGCAAGGUAGGAGGGCAAGGUAAAGGUGUUGGCAGUGGUAGUACUGAUGCAAGUGGUACUCGUAACAGUGAAAAAGGUAGUGAUGAAGAAGCUAGUGCUACUAGUAAGGGUGAAGCUAAAGAUGGGUCUAAAGGUAACAUAGAAGGACAAGGAGGUGCAGGUGGUGGUGGUGGUAUAGUUGGUGGGAGUGGUGGAAGUGGUAGCACUAGUGUUACUAGUGGAGGUGAUGGAAGUGGUAUUACUGAUGCAAGUAGAAGAUUUAGUCAUAGUGGCAAAUUUAGUGCGUCUCAAAAUAAUGAAAAUAAAUCAUCUCAUCAGAGUGAACACAAAGCUACUUUUGAAGGAAAUUUUGGAGGAAAAGGAAAGGUCGAUGGAAAUAGUGGUGGAAGUGGCAACUCUAGUGCUUUUGUAACAUUCCGAAAUAGGGCCUAA